AUGUCACAAUCAUUAAUCAUAUUCAGACCGUCAGGUUUGAUAGAAUAUCAAUUAAACAACAAAAUAUACCCAUUCAAUGAGUUCAUAUCCAAUAUUGUCAAUGAAACUCAAAUUGAUUUAGAUCAAAAUUUUACAACUCAAACCAUCAGUCAUAAACGAUUUUAUUGUUAUAAUAAAGAAGAUAUUUUUGUAGCUAUUUAUUUUGAUGCUAUUUCUACCAUUAAUAGUGAGAAGAUAAGGCAAACAUUAGUUGGAAUAUACAAGACGUUCAAGAAGUUAGAAGAAAAUGAAGAAUUAGAAAAACUAAAGAGUUUAGUUGAUUUACAAUUUAACAAUUUAAUCAAAUUGAAAACAACUGAGUCUAAAGAAACAACUCCAACUCCACCCACAUCAGCAUUAACCACAGAAAACACAGCUCCCAAAAAACAACCAUCAAUGCAAAAACAAUUAUCAUCUAAAAAAAUGCGAAAAUGGGACAACGGUGGAGAAAUGAUUGAAUAUACAGAAGGUGAAUCAUUAGAUUACUCAACAUUUAAAGAUUCUACAAGCAUACCGACGAAUGGUAAGAAUGAAUAUAAAGUAAACGAAGAAUCUGCGUUUGAAAAAGAAGAUGAAUUUGUGUUAGUAAGAGAAUUAAAUGAAAUACUAAAUGAAUCAGAUGACGAAGAAGAAGAAGAAACAAAAGCUCCAACUGGUUUUUUUGGACGAAUAGGAUCAUACUUUGGUGGAGCUAUUGAUGUUGAUGAAGUAUCUAAAAAAUUCAAUGAUCAAUUAAUGUCAAAAAAUAUAGCACCUAGCACUUCAAAAUUAAUAAUUGAUAAAAUAAAAUCAAGAUUAUCUGGAAAGAAAGUAACUAUGAAAAUUUAUAAAGAAACGCUAGUCGAUGAAUUAACCAAAGUAUUAACUCCUAAUGUGUCAACUGAUUUAUUAUAUGAAAUAAAGCGUAAUAACACGGGACGUCCAUAUGUUAUAUCAGUAGUUGGAGUAAAUGGAGUUGGAAAAUCAACUAAUUUAGCUAAAUUAGCAUAUUGGUUCUUACAAAAUAAUUUAAAUGUUUUAAUUUGUGCAUGUGAUACCUUUAGAUCAGGUGCAGUUGAACAAUUAAAAGUUCAUGUAAAUAAUUUGAAUAAUUUAAAUUCAGAAUUAUCAAAUAAAUCAAAAAUUGAAUUAUUUGAAAAAGGUUAUGGUAGUGGUGAUCAUGUUGUUCAAACUGCUAAAUCUGCUAUUGCAUAUGCAUCAGAGAAUCAUUAUGAUGUAGUAUUAAUUGACACUGCUGGUAGAACUCAUUCAAAUGCUAAAUUAAUGGCUCCAUUAAAAAAAUUUGGUGACGCAGCAAAUCCUAAUAAAAUUAUUAUGGUUGGUGAAGCUUUAGUUGGUACAGAUUCAGUUGAACAAGCAAUUAAUUUUAAUAAUGCAUUUGGUAAUAGAAGAAAUUUGGAUUUUUUUAUUAUUUCAAAAGUUGAUACUGUUGGUGAUUUAGUUGGUACAAUGAUUAAUAUGGUUAUGGCUACAAAAGUUCCAAUUUUAUUUGUUGGUACGGGACAAACUUACACUGAUAUUAAAAGGUUGAGUGUGAAGCAAGUUGUUUCAAUGUUGACAAAAUAG
Messenger RNA from Lodderomyces pseudojiufengensis, 1605 nucleotides. RefSeq names its product Signal recognition particle receptor subunit alpha (gene SRP101). The transcript has a single exon. Gene Ontology annotation, biological process: SRP-dependent cotranslational protein targeting to membrane. The record is from RefSeq and is a predicted model, not a curated record. Lineage: Eukaryota; Fungi; Ascomycota; Pichiomycetes; Serinales; Debaryomycetaceae. Gene Ontology annotation, cellular component: signal recognition particle receptor complex; endoplasmic reticulum membrane. Bases 1 to 1605 code for a protein of 534 amino acids. Gene Ontology annotation, molecular function: GTP binding; GTPase activity; ATP hydrolysis activity.